AUGGCAGACGCAGAAAAAACACCCCCUCAACCCAAGGCAGAGGCGACUGACGCCCAGGGGGCCCCCUCAGAGGCCCCCAGAGGGGCCUCAACCCCAAAGGGUGCCACUACCAGCCCUGCUCCAACUCCCCGAGGUGCCCUCUCCAAGGGAUCUGGCGGACUGCAAAAAAGCCACAGCGUGAAGUCGCAGGUGUCAUUCUCUGUGGAUCCACCCAGCAAGAAGAGCAGCAUGACGACCAAAGAGUUCAUGGAAUAUCGGCAGCACAGCAGCAUAGGCGGCCUCUUGCCUUCAAACUUCUUCUUAAGUCAGGAGGACAUCCGGAUUUGGGGUGUCGAGGACCUCACAGACCCCUCCAUACAGCCCUAUGACAAGGAUUCAGAGUCGCUGCCCAGACCCUUCCACGUGUCUCUGCCCGGAUAUGCCCCUCAUCUGUGCCAAUACGUUCUUCGCCACGGAGAGAAGCAGCCAAGAGACGCACUAUUAGGUCCGGAGAUUACGAUAUUCCCCCCUACAUGGGUUCCCCAGUGGACUCCAAACCCCAACUUCAAGCCUCAGCGCUACGGCUACAACUGGCAGGAUAGCGAGGCUUACAAGAUGGAUCGCUUGCCGUACGUGAACGCCGAGUUCAACCCCACGGCACCUGACGCUACCCACAUGUACAGGCAAGCGUAUCCCUACGCGGCCUACCCGUACGGCGUUCCCAGAGUCUGA
Molecule: messenger RNA, 711 nt
Organism: Cyclospora cayetanensis
Lineage: Eukaryota; Apicomplexa; Conoidasida; Eucoccidiorida; Eimeriidae
Exons: 3
Coding region: 1-711 (236 amino acids)
Source: RefSeq, a predicted model, not a curated record